AUGUCGUCCUUGAACGGCUCGUCCUUUGGCGGCCUCAGCCCGACCGUCACCUCGACGGCGACGGCCGAACCGUUCGCAAGCAACCUGCUCUCGUCCUCCAUCUCCUCCCUGUCCUCGUCUACCACCGCCGCCCGCCAUACGUCUCACACAUCCAAGACAUACCGUCAGGCCUCGACCCUCUUUCUGACGCGUCGCCUGCCCGAAGCGCUGACCACGCUGGCGCCGCUCAUCACCCCGCUCGCCGACGGGGAGCCCGCGCCCGUCGCCGGCGCCUCGCGCACCACCCGCAUCAAGGUGUGGAGCCUGUACCUGACCAUUCUCAAUGCCAUUCUCGAGCUGGAAGCCGAAGAGGGCAAGGAUGCCUUUGGCCAUCAGGAAUGGAGGGCCCUCUGCAGCAUGGUCCGCGACGGCACCAUCUGGGAAGACGUCGUCCGGAACGGCUACCACGGUGUCGAGGGAGACGUCGACUCUGACGUCGUCAUCAACCUCGCAACCCUUCUCCUCGCACAUGCGCGCGACCAAACGUUGAACCAGCGCAAGCUGGAGACCUACCUCGCCUCCUCCAACGCGCCCAACCUCGACCUGGCCGGCAAGCUUGCUGGCUCGCCGGCCCCCGGCGGCCGCAUGGGCCAGCGCUACAGGUCCCCAGCCCCAGGCACGAGCGGCGCAAACACGCCGCGGGACCUCAACGCGAGGGUCAAGAUACUCGAGCUCUACACCCUCCACGUGCUGCUGCGGAACAACGAGUGGGAGUACGCGCGCGAGUUCAUCAGCCUCAGCUCCGUCCUCGACGACGAGCGCAGGGAAGCCUUCCUGCAGGCGCUGCAGAGCUUGCAGGACGAGCAGCGGGAGCAGGAGCGGCUGGCCCAGGAGGAGCGCGAGCGGCAGGAGAGCCAGCUGCGGAGGGAGCUCGAAGCGGCGAGGCGGCAGAGGGCCGAGAAUGAAGAGAGGGACAGGAAACGGCUCGAAGAGGAGCGGGUGAGACGGGAAGGGAGCGAAGUCGACUAUGGUAUCGAACAGACGCCCAGCUUCGCGGCAACAGCCAACGGAGAUACGCCCCGGCACAACAAGUUGCAACCGCGGCCAGCGAGAACGUCAUUGUCUCGACCUAACGGCAAUGCUGCCGCGCCGCAGACUUUUACCGCAAAGGCAAGCGUGAUUCUCUCACGGCUGCGCAACCUCAUCGACGAACUCGCCGCCUCUCUGAAUGGCAACCCGGCCCUCGUGAUGAGGCUGCUGGCCUUUAUCAUCGGACUUGUCCUUUUAUUUGGCCACCGGGGCAUCAGGCAGCGGGUGCAACGGAUGCUGGCCGCGUCGUGGAACAAGGUGAAGGCCACGGCAGGCAUGGGCACCAAGGUCAGCUACAUCUAA
Messenger RNA from Drechmeria coniospora, 1371 nucleotides. RefSeq names its product peroxin 26. The coding region runs from base 1 to 1371 and encodes 456 amino acids. The record is from RefSeq and is a predicted model, not a curated record. Lineage: Eukaryota; Fungi; Ascomycota; Sordariomycetes; Hypocreales; Ophiocordycipitaceae. The transcript has 2 exons.